AUGACACCAUCAUAUAAAAAAAACUCCCUCUUACUUGCACUCGGUUCACUAGCGGCUGCUCAGCAGAGCAUCCAAUAUUCCAACAGUGCAUGCUCGGACUUUGCUUCGACCUUCACUUAUCCCAAUCUGACAAUCUAUGCCGGCACCAGCAUCCCCGCAGGAACAAACAUCACCCUUCCCUAUGAUGACUCGCCCAACAGCUGCGGUCAGCCAUACCAGGUCGUGGACACAGAAAUAUGUCGCCUGACAAUGUAUGUGACCACCUCAUCCCGGUCAGGAAUCCACAUGGAAGCCUGGCUCCCCUCGAACUGGACUGGUCGCUUCCUCGCAACCGGAAAUGGCGGCCUGAACGGCUGUGUGGGCUAUGCAGACAUGGCGUAUGGAGUCUCACUGGGUUUUGCUAGUGUUGGGGCCAACAAUGGACACAACGGCACCACGGGCGAGGAAUUUAUUAUACCAGACGUUCUGGAGGACUUCGUUUGGAGGAGCUUGUAUACCGAGACAGUGGUUGGAAAAGCCGUCACAAAAGCAUUCUACGAGGAAGACUACACGAAGUCUUACUACUUGGGCUGCUCGACAGGCGGGAGACAAGGCUUCAAGAUGGCACAAUCGUACCCGGAUCUCUUCGAUGGGAUUGUAGCUGGAGCCCCCGCCUUGACUUUCAAUAAUUUGACGGUAUUCUCGGGGUCGUUCUAUCCAAAAACAGGAUCCAACACUUCAGAGACUUAUCUCUCCCCAGCAGAAUGGGCGCUGGUCCAACAGGACGUAAUGAAACAAUGCGAUGGUCUGGACGGAGUCGAAGACAACAUUAUCGAGGCCCCUGAACUCUGCACUUACACGCCCGUCGGACUUCAAUGUCCCUCCACGGCAACAAACACAUCAAGUUGUCUAACCUCUGCACAAAUCAAAACCGUUUCCGCAGUUCUGUCCGACUUGCACGGUGAGAACGGCGCUCUGAUCUACCCACGUCUGCAACCUGGCGUUGAAGUAGCCGCCUCAAGAAUCCUCCUCACAGGUCAGCCGUUUUCUUACACAGCGGAUUGGUUCCGCUAUGCAAUUCUCAACGACACCACCUGGGAUCCUGCAACGCUGGAUAGCGCAACUGCUGCAUACGCCGCCUCUGUCAAUCCCUUCAACGUGGAGACUUGGGAAGGUGAUCUUUCCGCAUACCGAGAUCGUGGAGGGAAGCUAUUGCAUUAUCACGGGCAGGCGGAUCCUUUGAUUCCAAGCACCAACAGUCCAAGAUACUAUGAACACGUUGUCACGACCAUGGGCGCACCGCCGUCGGAGCUCGACGAAUUCUACCGCUUCUUUAGAGUCGGCGGGAUGGGUCAUUGUCGUGGGGGCAACGGGGCAUGGGUGAUUGGAAGCCAGGGUGGAGCAAGUCCUGAGGCCCAGAAGAACGUGCUGAUGAGGAUGGUUGAUUGGGUCGAGAAGGGCAGUGAUGCGGCGCCGGAGAGUGUGACGGGUGUCAAGUUUGUUAAUGACGACCCGACCAAAGGCGUGGAUUUCGAGAGGAAGCAUUGCAAGUACCCGUUGAGAAACCGAUGCAAGGAUCCRGCAAACUACAAGAGUGCUGAUGCAUGGGAGUGCGUGGUUUGA
Messenger RNA from Ramularia collo-cygni, 1602 nucleotides. RefSeq names its product related to Probable feruloyl esterase B-2. The transcript is spliced from 2 exons. NCBI's taxonomy places the organism in Eukaryota, Fungi, Ascomycota, Dothideomycetes, Mycosphaerellales, Mycosphaerellaceae. Bases 1 to 1602 code for a protein of 533 amino acids. The record is from RefSeq and is a predicted model, not a curated record.